AUGGUAAUUGAUUUAGAUGUUAGGUAUGUCAUAAAAAUGCUGCAGCGUCUUAUUCACUGUAAUACAGGACUGGGUUGCCAACUUCUAAGUCAUAUUUUCGAUGUUUCUCGACCAGUUCUUGCACUCUGUCUUUCCCAUGAGCGUGGAUCAUUCACUGUUCCGGAGUGGGUCCCAACUGUGAUACAUAUUUUGACUAAGUACUCACCAAAUCAUAACCACCUUAAAGUUCCUGAGAACAAUAUCAGACCUGCACGUCUUCUAUCGUAUCAGCUGCGGGAACUCGCGUUCGUGUCAUAUUUUUCAACUAUUUUUUCUCGACCAGCGCUUUCAGCUGUUUGCGACGUAACACCUUACUGUGUGAAGUUCGAGUAG
Messenger RNA from Cooperia oncophora, 372 nucleotides. Lineage: Eukaryota; Metazoa; Nematoda; Chromadorea; Rhabditida; Trichostrongylidae. The record is from the annotation of a GenBank genome assembly.